Molecule: messenger RNA, 519 nt
Organism: Penicillium salamii
Lineage: Eukaryota; Fungi; Ascomycota; Eurotiomycetes; Eurotiales; Aspergillaceae
Source: the annotation of a GenBank genome assembly
AUGGAAGCCAUGACCGUGCCUGUGAAGUCCACAGGCCCACCCGCCUCAGCAUCAGCCCCAACAUCAGGAACAACACCAGGGCCAGAACGAGAUGCAUCAAAUGAAGCAGAUAAAAAUACCCAACCAUCAACUCAGACCAAGAAGUAUCUACACCGCAUAUCGCUUCAUCCGACACUAACCCCCUACCGCCGGCGCGUCUAUCGUGUUCUCCUCUCUGUCCCACCAGGUCGCUGGACUACAUACUCAGCCAUGGCGACGUAUCUAGGAUCCAGCGCCCGUGCCGUGGGAAAUGCAAUGCGGAGUAAUCCCUUUGCCCCAGAGGUACCGUGUCAUCGGGUCCUUGCGGCGGAUGGGACGCUUGGUGGCUACAAGGGGGAAUGGAAGGUGGAUGGACAUAAAGCGGGCGGAGGAUUCUGUGAAGAAAAGCGUCUAAGACUUGAGGAAGAGGGUGUCGUUUUUGUUGACGGAAAAGUGAGCGGGGUCUGUUUCAGAGAAUUUGUCGAAUUUGGGAAGAAGUGA